AUAUAAUUUUUCAAACAAAUUUUAGCGGUAUUCUAUGUAUCUAACAUUUAUUCCCUAACCUCAAAAACGUCUAUCAGCGCUCUAUUAUAAGGUGGUCAAAAUUGGAAAUGUUUUCGCUUAGUUAAGUCAAUGCAUUAUACUUGAUCAUCGGGGGAGAAGUGGUCGGGCCUUAUCUUUAAGACCGUGGUUAUACUAUUAGCUUAUUAUUGGGAAUGUAAAAGUGUUUUUUGUCUUGACGGAUAAAAGAUUGUACUUAUUUUAGCCUCAUUUUAUUCUUCUAAGAUAUGUUUAGUUGUUAAGAUUUGAAAACAAAUGGGUCAAAAAUCUAGUCAAUUCACUGUCGAAGAAUUAAAUGAUUAUCAGGAUCUCACUUAUUUUACAAAAAAAGAAGUUUUGGUUGCACAUGAAAAGUUCAAAUCUUUAGCACCUGAAAAAGUGGGGCAUAACAAAAAUGCUAAAUUGGCACUUAAUAAGGUUCUUAAGCUUCCAGAAUUAGCAGCUAAUCCUUUUGGUGAGCGUAUGUGUCAAGUAUUCAGUUCUAGUCAAGAUGGAGAUUGUACAUUUGAAGAUUUUUUAGACAUGAUGUCUGUAUUUAGUCUUACUGCACCUGCAGAUGUUAAAGCCGAACAUGUCUUUAGAAUUUUUGAUUUUGAUGGCGAUGAUAUGUUAGGUGUUGGGGAUAUUAAAAAAGUAAUUCAAUGUUUAGUUGGAGAACUAAACCCUUUUAAUGAUAAUGACCUUAAGCGUUUAGUACAGAAAAUAUUUGAAGAAGUUGAUUUUGAUGAUGAUGGUGCUCUUUCGUUUACUGAAUUUGAACAUGUCACUGAUAUGUGUCCAGAUUUUGUAAAGUUGAUAACAGUAAUCAAACAUUCAGUGGCUUGGUGAACGGUAUUCUAACCGACUAGAUAUUAUUUCAUAUAGUCUGUUUCUGACUUGUUAUCUUUUAACGCUCAGUUUACAAUAUCAGUAUUUGAAAUUUGCAAGUAAACCUAAACUUGUAAUUUGUGGAAAGUACAUGUUUAAAAAU
Sipha flava (yellow sugarcane aphid) is the source of this 1027-nucleotide messenger RNA. Its product is annotated as calcium and integrin-binding protein 1-like. The record is from RefSeq and is a predicted model, not a curated record. Bases 313 to 885 code for a protein of 190 amino acids. The transcript has 6 exons. Lineage: Eukaryota; Metazoa; Arthropoda; Insecta; Hemiptera; Aphididae. Gene Ontology annotation, molecular function: calcium ion binding.